Molecule: messenger RNA, 1731 nt
Organism: Thlaspi arvense
Lineage: Eukaryota; Viridiplantae; Streptophyta; Magnoliopsida; Brassicales; Brassicaceae
Source: the annotation of a GenBank genome assembly
AUGGCAACUGCAACUAUGGCCACAGCAGCUGGAGCAGCUGCUCUUCUAUACUACACGUUAAACCGGAAAUUAAUAGCCGGUCCAUCUGAUGUUGACGAUGAGAAUUCCGAAACUUCUUCUGCUCCUCGCGCUUCUUUGAGGAUUGACCGUGUUUCGCAUAGGCUUAUUCAAGCUCCAGCAACUUGGCUGGAGACUAUUUCCACUCUCUCUGAGACUCUUCGUUUUACUUACUCCGAGACUCUAGGGAAGUGGCCAAUUGGAGAUCUUGCCUUUGGGAUCAAUUUUCUCAUCAAGAGGCAGAUAUUGAAGCCAGCUUAUACGGUUCUUGUCGAUCACAAUACAAAAUGUUUUCUGUUGUUGAUCCGUGGUACGCAUAGCAUCAAGGACACCUUGACGGCUGCCACAGGAGGAAUUGUGCCGUUCCAUCAUACUGUUGUGAACGAGAGUGGGGUCAGCAAUUUGGUUUUAGGAUAUGCACAUUGUGGUAUGGUUGCUGCUGCUCGGUGUAUAGCAAAACUUGCCACCCCUUGUCUUCUCAAGGGUCUUGAGCAAUAUCCAGAUUACAAAAUCAAGAUCGUUGGGCACUCAUUGGGCGGUGGAACGGCUGCGCUUCUAACAUAUAUAUUGCGGGAGCAGAAAAUGCUCUCUACAGCUACAUGUGUUACAUUUGCUCCAGCUGCUUGUAUGACUUGGGAAUUAGCUGACUCUGGGAACGACUUCAUAGUAACUGUCAUAAAUGGAGCUGAUCUGGUGCCUACAUUUUCUGCUGCAUCAGUAGAUGACCUACGCGCUGAGGUAACAGCAUCUGCUUGGCUAAAUGAUCUGAGAAAUCAAAUCGAACGGACUCGAAUCCUCAGCACCGUUUAUCGCUCAGCGACGGCUCUAGGAUCCCGCCUUCCUUCUAUGGCCACUGCCAAAGCAAAAGUUGCUGGUGCGGGUGCAAUGUUACGCCCAGUGUCUAGUGGCACACAGGUUGUGAUGAGAAGAGCCCAGAGUAUGCUGACCCGUCCUGCACUAAGCUUAUCUUCUUGGUCAUGUAUGGGACCACGGCGCAGAGCUCCUGCGACUCAAUCAAUCUUGGAUUCUGAAGCAAUGUCCCAAGUUAGAUCCGAAACUUCAGAUUCUCUUCUUGUUACCACGAGCUGUGAUUCCAUAGAUGAAGAAAUCACCGGGAAGUGGAAAUCAGAAGCUGAGUGUUCUAACUACGGUGAGACAUCAGCUCGUCUUGGAGCCACUGAUCUUGACGAGUGCGAGGAUCCAGCGGAAAUCGAAACACGGGAAGAGCGAAUGACUGAAGCCGAGCUGUGGCAGCAGCUGGAGCAUGACCUUUACCACGACGACUCUUCAGAGCUGCCUGAAGAAGCCGAUGUGGCAAAAGAGAUCAAAGAAGAAGAAGAAGCUGUCAUCGCAGAAGCCGGUGUGUCCCAGCCAGAAAUCAGGACGCCUGAGAUGAAAGAAUCCCACAGAUUUCUCCCGCCGGGGAAAAUUAUGCACAUUGUCACGGUCCGGCCUGAGGCGGUAGAGGCUAACGAAGAAGAUGACGGCUCCGCCCUCGAGAGGCCUGAGAGAGUGGAGACGGUGGAGGAGGGUAGAGUAGGAAUCUUUCUAACGCCGAGGUCAUUGUAUAGUAAGGUGAGGUUAUCGCAGAGGAUGAUAAGCGAUCAUUUCAUGCCUGUUUACAGACGACAGAUCGAACGGGUAAUACAAGAGCUUACACCGGAACAGCCUUAA